Messenger RNA from Notolabrus celidotus (New Zealand spotty), 1245 nucleotides. RefSeq names its product FUN14 domain containing 1 (gene fundc1). The transcript has 5 exons. The coding region runs from base 49 to 552 and encodes 167 amino acids. The record is from RefSeq and is a predicted model, not a curated record. Gene Ontology annotation, biological process: autophagy of mitochondrion. Gene Ontology annotation, cellular component: mitochondrial outer membrane. NCBI's taxonomy places the organism in Eukaryota, Metazoa, Chordata, Actinopteri, Labriformes, Labridae.
GCGCGCCUCAGUUUCUCUUUUACUUUGAACGUCACAUUUAUUCUGUAGAUGACGUCAGACGUGCAGGCAGCUGAGGACAGACUCUCCAAAAUGGCGAACCGCGACAAGGGUAAAGAGCUGGAGGAGGAGAUCUACGACAAGGUGGUGGACCUGACAGAAUAUGCCAAGAAACAGAGAUGGUGGAACCGCAUGUUUGGGAAAAACUCUGGACCUCUGGCAGAGAAGUACUCCGUGGCCACACAGAUAGCCAUAGGGGGAGUGAGUGGAUGGUGUGCAGGUUAUUUGUUUCAGAAGGUGGGAAAAGUUGCUGCUACAUCAGUAGGAGGAGGUCUGCUGCUGUUACAGAUUGCGAACAAUAGCGGCUACAUCCAAGUGGACUGGAAGAGAGUAGAGAAGGACGUCAACAAAGCCAAGAAGCAGCUAAAGAAAGGCACCAAUCAAGCCGGCCCGGAGUUAAACACAUUCAUGGAGAAGACUCAAGUGUUUGUGAAGAAGAACAUCGUGGUCACCAGCGGUUUCAUCGGAGGCUUCCUGCUCGGCCUGGCCUCUUAGGAUCUGCCAAACAAGACGAGUCUGUAUUUCUGGGAUGUAAUGAAAAACCUCUAGGGACAUAGUUUAAAUCAUUGCUGGAAGCGUUUUUAACGGCAAGCAACCAAUCUGUGAUCAUAGCUCUGGGCUAUGUGUCUCUGUAAAAGCUGCACAUCUUCUUGUCUAUUUUAAAAGUGUACCUCUGUGUGACGAGCUCUGUGGGAUUUACGGUGAGAGCAGAUUGACCCACUUAAGAAGCUACACUUCCAGGCCAAAAAACCCAAACAUAUCACGCUCAAAGAAUUAAAGCUAAUGGACCGUGGUAAUAUUUUGUAUUUAUUUAUUUUUUACCUAUUUGGUUCUGAACCAAAUCGAAAGAUUAUGCACUAUUACUGCUCGCAUGUGCCCUUUCAAGUCAAAUCAAGUGCAAGUAGAUUCAAACGUACCUCCUCCACGUGGAAGGUACUGAAGCCCAUCAGUCGCAGUGUUUUCUUCUCUUCAUUUCCAGACGUGAUGCAAUCAUCUCCUCGGCUAAAGUGCUGAAAGAAUCAGGAUGUUAUUCCUUUCUUUCGAGAGCUACAUGGUGUAUGGGUUUUAUCAGUGUCCCUCAUAUUUCUCUUGUUAUUGUAUUUGGGUUAUCAGUGAACUGAUGCUUUAGAUACUGAAGGCUGUGUCUACUCUGUACGUUUGACGAACUAAUAAAAAAGAAGAAAAUCA